Hermetia illucens (black soldier fly) is the source of this 15180-nucleotide messenger RNA. RefSeq names its product transmembrane protein KIAA1109 (gene tweek). NCBI's taxonomy places the organism in Eukaryota, Metazoa, Arthropoda, Insecta, Diptera, Stratiomyidae. Gene Ontology annotation, biological process: synaptic vesicle endocytosis. The coding region runs from base 301 to 15072 and encodes 4923 amino acids. The transcript is spliced from 72 exons. The record is from RefSeq and is a predicted model, not a curated record.
AAGUUUUCACUAAGAAUUACGAUCGAUGGGGUGCUGAGGUUUUCGCCGCGAAGUAAAAUUUAGACUUUUGUGUGUGGCUACAAGUGGGAAAGUGCUGCUUUGAUUGUGUUUCGUGGAAAUAGACGAGUGCAAUGUGAUUGAUAAUUCAUAAUGGUGGAAAUUAGGUUGUGCAUGAGUGAGACUUAGUGUGUUAAGUUUUUUUGUGUGAAGGCCAUUCAUCUCUGAACAGGGAGGAGGCCUUUCUGUACUUCCAGCACGUCGAUCCCUGAGGCUGUAAUUAGUAACUGGAUUAUCGCAAAAAUGGAGGAUUACAAUACCACCCAGCAUGAGGUCUCGCUGGAGGACCUGAAAAUGGAUGCGCAUAUGGUAUGGCUGCUCGCUUCGUUGCUGUCAUCCAUAUGCUGGGUUAUAUACAUCACAUUUUACAAUUCUCGUAUGGUUGGAUUGCUUUUAACAAAGUUGAUAAAUAAAUGGCUGAUAAGGAAUGCUUAUUUUAAAAUAGGAUCUUUAACACUGAACCCAUUGGCAGGGAAAAUCAUGUUUCGGGAUGUGGUUUACAUUGAUUACGAUUAUUCGGUUCGCGUUCAGGAUGGGUACAUGAUUUUUCGUUGGUGGCGCUCUUACGUUCCCAAAGAUGUAUCUGAAGAUUUAUCCCACUCUGACACACGCUUGUCAAUAACUCUAAAUGGCUUUGAGCUACAUAUUUAUAAUCGAUCUCAACUGUAUGAUAGACUGGAGAAAUUAUUCGGAUUAAAACCAUCAAUAUUGAUUCCAACUGAAAAUCUGUCCACUGAAGAAUUAAACGUCAUUCAAGAGCAAACAAUGAAUGAGAAGAACACCCGCCAGAACUCCACAGCUUCGAAGAAAAAGCAAAGGUCGGAAGCAAUGACGGCCACAACUUGGCGUGAUCUCAUACCAGUAAUAAAGAUUGAUAUUUGCUCUGGACGCUUUGUACUCGGUAACAGGCUGACGCCGACAACAUUAUCGAUUACAGUGGAAGAAGCUCAUUGUGUUUAUAGCACAAAGCCUGCAGCGUGUCGUCUAGACCAUUUCAUGCAUUUUGUAAAAGCGAAAAUGGAAAAUGCAAAGGUACUUUUUGCACCGAGUUUAAAGUACACAGGUCUUGCAGAUGAACCGCCUAGAUACAUGGGUGAAGGAUUUGUUGUCAUGAUGUCAAACUUAGUGGAGCUAUAUUUCUACAUGGAUGAACCAGGUGUUGUGCCUGAUGAACCUGUUCAAUUAACUUUGGCUAAUGGAGAUGUGAUUGAACCAAUUCCCCCUGUAUGGGGAGUUGACAUUAAGUGCGGCAAAGGUACUGAUUUCAGCUACGGGCCGUGGGCUGAUAGGCAGAGGGAUCACCUGUUCAAAUUCUUCUUCCCACCGGAUUGGCAAGAAAUGACCGUAACUCAAGCGCCGAAACCUGGAGAAUAUCGUCAAUAUCAAUCGUUUGAUAUCAGUCUUUGCACCCUGAAUGAAGCGACGAUAGAUAUAUUAUUCUCGAAGGAAAAGGAAACCAAUGCAAUGCACGUCACUAUUGGUGCUGGUUCUUACAUUGAAGUUACAAUACCAUGGGUGAUACAAUCAGAUGGAUUUGCAGCGGUUAUUGCUGGGCAAUUGUUACACAUGGAAGCUACAACCAGCUUGCAGUACAGGAGUUUAGCGGAAUGUGAAUCUUUGGAAUACAAAAUCAAAAUACAUUACCCAAAAAGGUGGAAUGAUAAUCAAGACUGGAGUAUAAAUUUGACUGGCUGUAAAGCAACGACUUAUAUUAUUUAUAAACACAAGUCAUUUUUCCAAGAUUUAAUUGAAGACUGGUCAUCAAAGUCAAGAUCGGAUAUUCUCACAUUCGUUCCUUAUCAAUGCAAAUUCAACAUAUUAAUGAAAGAAUUCGAAAUUAUAACUCUAAGCAAUGAGUACAAUUGGAUUGAUUGCUCAAGUACAAAUCAAGAAAAUCAUCAUUUGGCAUUUUGUGGUGAUCUUUUUGAUUUAAGUUUUGUUUUACCAUUCGAUGAUUUUCUACCAAAAACUGUUACUUUGAAAUUUUGGAUCCAUGGCGAGGGUGUGGAUUUAAGUAUGUUUUUGCCUGAAGUGUCCACUAGUCGAUCGUUGGUGUUAGCACUUGAUAAAAAUGCUCGUAUAUUGACAAGAUCAGGCAAAGUGAAAAAUCGUAAGGAGUUGUAUUCGAAGAAAUGGAGGAGAAUUUGUCUACAAAGUACUGGCUGGGUAGAUUGUUGGUCCGUUCCGAUCGUUGCACUGUCUAUUCAGUACAUUUAUCAUCCGAUGCCUCCUUUGGGACCAGAUCCACAAGCAGAUAUAACGACACCUGAAAAAGAAGAAAUAUUGCUGAGUCCCAUGAGAAUUCCUAAGUUGCGGAAGUCACCCGUCGUCAAUUGGGCAAAUACUGAUAUGCAAAAGUUUGAUCCAACUCAUUUAGCAGCCGAUCAUGUCACUGUCGAACUUGAGAUAGGUUCUUCGAUUCUCAUGGCUUAUGGAUCCAUUCUACGCCAGUUUAUUCAUUUGAAGGAAAACAUCUUUGGAGAGGAUCAAAUGUUCACAGAUAUGGAGCAAUCUAAUGCGAAGGCUCCCUCCAGCACUCUGUUCAAUGUUAAAGACCAUUUGUUCGGAAAAGACGCUGGAAAUAAAUCAAGUUCUGAAGUUAGUUUCGCCGAUGAGAAGCAGAAGCGUUUUGAUCCAAGAGCAUAUAGACCGCUUGAAGUUGUGGUUUCCGUAACAUUGCAUGAUAUACAAGCGCAUUUAAUGAAGAAUUGUGGAGAGAAUAAGCCAGCCUGUCCUGUGAUAUUAAUUGAACGUCUUGGAUUCGAAAUGAAGAAGAGUUUCGGAGAGACUGAAUUACAAGUUCUAGUCAGUCCAUCAUAUCUUAUAACCGCUGAUAAUAUUGGUCGUCAGAGCAGAGAUAAGCAUUUGAAGCAAGGACAUUUAUUGCUUUCCGCUGUGCAGGUCCGUGGUCAUGCUAUGUUUAGCAACGAGGGUCGCCGUUUAGAUGAAGAGACCUUGGAAUAUGCUUGGCUCUUAGAAAUCCAGCUUGGAAAGAUUUCAGGAAAACUAACAAUGCCGCAGUUAUGUGAUGUGCUCAUUGGUUUGGAAACUUUCGUAUUUUUGACCGCUGAUCCCGAAAAUUGCAUGAAAAAUCCAAAAACUAUUCAAGCGUGUCAUCAUGGAGUUCCAAUUAAUCAAUGUCCCCAAACUAAGGAUGAGAUUAAAUAUAGAUGCCCGUCACCAGAAGACAUCAAAUACAAAAUGACUCGUGUAUCCAUUGAUGCAAUUGAUUUAUAUUUGGUAGAGAGUGGGACUGCACUACAUUCCUGGAUUUCACCAGUGAGAUUGGCAACAUGCAAUUUACAUGGCCAGAAAGUUAAAUCGGGUGUGUCUGGCCUAUUACCAACCAUUCUAUUUCGGCUUUUUGUAUCAAACUCGGGCGGAUCUAUUGGAAGUUCCCUCAGUAAUACUAAUACAACAGGGAGUAGCCACUCAAAUCGACAGAAAGCUGAUCGGAAAGAGGAUAAUACAAAAAAGACUGAACAUCAGCCCAAAGCAAAGAAAACAUCCAAUAUUCUUUUGAAAACUGAAACCAAAGAACAACAGGAUGAACAAACUCAAACACGUGAUCCAAAGGAAAAUUAUUCGGAAGCAAAACGAGAGCGGGAAGAUAUGGCUGGAGUACAACGUGAGAAGCAGAGAGACUCUGAUUUAUGUGAAGAUUGGUUGGAAGUAGCAUGUAUAUCACUUGGACCGAUUCUAUUGGAAGGUGCUUCAGCUUUACCUAUGCCCGAUCAUAAGCUGCAUUUAGUGCAACAUAAUUUUUUGCGAGACCACGAUCAGAAAUCGAAGCGUUUAUGGUUCCUUUGGGCUGCAAAUGGCACGGACUUAUCAAGAUGUGGUUGCAUUGGUGGAUGUGCAUUUUUCGGCAAUAAUCGUAAUGGUUCGAAAUUCUUUAAACCUAGCUCGCAGGAUAUACAUGAUAAUUAUAACAUUGCUCGAUAUCAAAUACUUCCUGGUCCCAGAGAGUUUGGAUUCGGAGAAAGCAUAUUACAUGAUGGACAGUUGGUAUUCCAUACUCCUCCGUAUAGUUUGAGGCCGAUAUUCCUGUAUGAUUCCAAUGAAUUAUAUGAUCAGUUUAAAAUAAAACGCAUCAUUGAAAAUAGUAUAAAUAUGAAGGAAGAAUUAUUGCAAACAAAGGAAAAGGGUGCCGGUGAUAAAAUGGAGAAUUUGCAUCGAAGCAAGGAGAGUUUGGGAUCUCCAAACACACUUGAAAGAAGGAGUAAACGGUAUUCCCAUACAGUACCAAGGCAAAAUUCAAUCGAAGUCCCGUACUCAAGGCUGCUUGAUAGUCCAUCGAAAAGGACCGCGAAACCGGAAUCUAUGGAAUGGAAUAUUGUCAACAGUCCUCUGACAAUGGGACGCAGGGGAUCAGAAGUCAGGCCAACUAAAAGUUUAAAGAUUUGGUCACCGAAAACGAGCAUUUCGGAUUCUAGACUGACUGGAGUUGAAGCUGUUAAUGACGACAUUUCGGUUCCUGAAGAAAUGUCACAUUCAGCACCACAAUCGCAUCCCCUAGAGUUCGAAGUUUCCCCAGUGCAAUGUAAAGUGCUAGAUUCAGAAGAUGACGUGAUCCGGGAAGUACAGCGGACAAUAUCGCUGACAUCUGAGAAUCCAUCUGAAUUGUUUUUUUCGGCUGAAGAAGAUACGGCAAAUAUGAUGUCUCAACAUAUUAAUUAUGCAAAGGGUGGUGUCAGAGGCAUUGAUCAGAAGAAAAGAUUUUCUUCUGACCUGAGUAUUGGCCACCACAAUGACAUAGGAAUAGUAUUGUCAACUCAUCGGAGCGACUUGGAAAUUCACGUGCCCGAAUCGCGGCAUUUAACGAAAAGACCACAAAGUACAACGGAACUGAGUGAAGGUGCUCAAAGAAUUCAUGGUCUUGCUACACCGCUGAGAAAGAUAAAUAUAUCUUCAAGACCAGAGUUCCGACAUUAUAAAUCGUUGCAUGAUGGUAAUUCCGCUGGCUCUUCUUCGGAUAGUCCAUCCUUAUCAUCUGCAUCGUUUAUCUCGGCAAUGUCUUCACAGGAAGACAUGACUUUGAUCAAUUUGCAUAUGCAAGUUAAUCGUCCUAUCAUUGAUUCACCUCUUUUGAUGGCUAGUUAUCUAAGCCAUUUAGCACAGAUCCGAUGCAGCAAUUGGAAUCACUGUUCGUUCCCAUUUGGUGCUGAUGCUUUCUCAAUACCGCUAUUUCAAGAAAAUGACGAAGGCGGGCUAACCUAUAUUGGAAAUAAAAUGGUGCCACACUUCGAUACAUAUUCAAACUGGAAAGAAAUACGUAUUGUGCCGAAACCGGAAAAUUCGUCAUCGACAACAUCGAGUAGCUUCGUUGGUGCACCGAAAUCUCACCCAUGGGAUCCAACGGUUCUUUUGAAGAAAAGUGAUAAUGGCAAAUCCACAAACGGCUUCGAAGAUGGCGAAUUUAUGAGUCUUCAAACGGAAGCUGCGACAUGCACUUCAUUUGUUGUAAAGUUGAAGGGACAGGUUAAUGUGUUUCUCACACCUCUAAUGCUUGAAGGAGCCCAAAGAAUGGUUGAAGCCUUAAUUCCAUCUUUGUCUAAUAUGCACCUACUUACUGCUGUUCAUGUAAUGCACUCGUUCUGUGAUAGCAAAGUCAAAAACGAUAAUAUACUUAAAAGGGAUGAGAGUUUGAGCUACUGGUCACAGGUCCAUUCGAAUUCUAAACGAUCUACGACUGAAAGAAAUCUACAAGGUCCAGGCGAUUCAGUAUUGAGCGAUGUUUAUGAAGAGAGUAUUUCCACGAAAACACAAGGUCUUAUCAUCGUUCCGAAAAUUAGUGUUGCAUUUUUACAGUCGUCCAUUGUGGAAGAAGUCAUCUCGAUAGCAGCACUUGAUAAUAUUCAAGACUUGAGUUGCGUUUCACUUUUAGCUUUUCAUAUAGAAGGUGUAUCAACAAAGUUUCAUCUUGGCAAAACUACAAGAGCUUCAAUUCAUAAUGUUUAUAUCCAACAAACGGUGCGGUCGAGUGGAAAUCAUAAGAAAGGUGGAAUAAUGCGCGGCACCAAGGCAUUACUAGCGCAUUUGUCAUCCCAAACUCGACCUGAUAAUGUUCAAGGAGAACCAAUUUUGAUUGAAACAUCGGAAAAGCAAUUAGAAGAACUGGUUGUAACUCUGGACAUUGGAAAAGCUCAUGCGCAGUUGCGUCGACUGAAGAAUGAGGGAAGCAGUGUUCAGGAUUCACAAACAAUUAUCACAGCAAUUCCAGCUUACAAGAGUCAAGCAAUGUUUGAGUGCAUCAGAUUGCCGGAUGCAAGCGACAGUGAAAGCAUGGGGAGUAUAAUGUUUGAAUGCGGACUAGAAGGUGUGGGUGUUAAAAUCAUAAAAAGAUCGCAUUUUGAGAAAUCAGAAAACACCAAAGAUGAAAUCGAGAUCACCGGCGAAAGUAAUAUUCUUCAUAACGUUAAUGAUAUGUGCUCCCAAGCUUCCUCUAAUGAUGGAGUUGUAUCGAAAGCUGAAUCAGCUUGGCGACUGAUUUCCAAGAAGCCACCGACACCCAAAACACCCAAAGAGAAAUUUGCUCAUGCUUUGGAACACAUUAUCAUCGCUGACAGAGAACCAGCAAAUAAAGAUCCGAAAGUGAAGGUGCCAUUAAAAUUGAAUAUGGGAGAAAGUGAUGAUGCUGACAAAGCUAAAUUGAAGCGAAAUACGAAAUUCGAAAAUCAAGGAGCGAAUGUUAAGGAGACAGAUAAAGUAUCGUCAUGUGUGUUUGAUUUGAAAUCAGUUUGGUUUAACUUCGCGGCGCCACCUUGCGUCCCAAUAACUCGAAAAAUAGAUUUUACACGAUUGGAUUGGAAUUUAUUAAGCACAGCAUCGCCCGCUAUAACUGCAUGGAUGAAUCCAUGUAAUCGUUUCGCGAUUAAGAUAGCGGCUAUGCUACGUGCUAUGCAUGUUAGACAUACUGCAAUUGCGGCUUGCUUGAUGGCAGAUGCUUUGGAAAAUGAUAAAAUACAACGUAGACUUAAAACAAAAAAGAGCCGUUACCCAGGAAGUUAUACUUUACUCUCAAAAACAUUGCAAGAAGAUCCCAGUUGCCAGUUAUGCAUUAUCAUGCAAUUGCACGUUCUAGAAGAAGGCAUCGAUAAAAUUGAAUCUGUUUUGAAACGAGGUGAUCUUCCGCAUCUAAAUACACUGCGGCAGGGCGUGAUUGUAUUGAGUCGACAGUGGAAGAAUACAUUAUAUAAUCCAAUACUCUUCGAACAUCAAUAUAAAAAUAAAUUGAUAAGACCACUGAAUGUUACGUUUUCAUUUCCUCAAACCGAUGAAGAAAUUGAUGAUGCUGAUUGUGAUGGAGAACAUGAUGCGAAUCCAUUUAGUAUCACCGUAGAUUCUGCAGAGGAAAGUGAAAAUACACUUCUGCUUGGCCAAAUCCACUCCAAAGCUCGAGAAAACUACUUUCAAGCGGCUGGUUUGGAGCAACCUCGAAUAGACAAGUAUCAUCUACCACCUGUCUCUCCAAAUCUACAUGGAUCGCGUAGAAACAAAACCCUUACAAAAGGCGCAUCAUAUCCAUCUUACACUACAUCAUCAAGGUCAAGUAUACAAAUGCUUCCGAUAAUAUCAGGAUUGGUGGAAAAGCAAAAUCCCGAAAUAGAAUAUGGCACACUUCUCGAAGGGUCGGCAAGUUCAACAAAUUCAGUUGAUAAAUGUGGAACACCAGCAAAUCAGAAAGAGGACUUAUAUUUUUGGAUGGCGAAACAACAAGAAAAUAAGCCAAAACCGCCACAAGAAAAGGAUCCAUUAAGAGCAACUACGCAAAGAAUGAUGGGAGAUCCGUCACGUCAUGUUCUCCAGGAUUCAAUUCGAUUGUUGGACGCACACUUGAUAUUUGAGCCAAUACUAACAUAUUUGGGUGUCAUGCCGCAACAAAUGAUCAAUAAAUUCUCUAAUGCAGAUAUAUCAUCUCUGGAGAAUUUCGGAACAAAUUUGUCCCUUGUCGGAACAUUUGAUUCAAUCCGCGUGGAUAUUGUUGUGAGUGAGGCGGGAGAUAAGUCACAAAAGAGCAAAUUAAAGAAACCCAAUGAAAAAUCGGAGUUGAAUAAUGAACCUUCUGCAUUCCUUUGUGAAAAAGUUGGAAUAGAAUUGGAAGUAUUGAAGAAAACCGAUAAGAUGGUUGAUGAAGCCAAACAGAAUGUCAUCUAUAUAUCUCGGCGACAGUUGAAAAAACAUACAAGUACAGUAGUAAAUUUCAGCUUGAAUAUUCGCUUUAUAUCGCAACAAGUUAAUAUGCCAUUAUUGAGAUUAUUACAUCAAAUAUCGAACAUGUAUCAGAAUGUAAAAGAGGCUCAAAGCGAGCUGAAAGAACAACCAGAUCCGAGCAAGAAGCCUUCAAAUAGUAAAGAUGAAGGAAGUAUCGCUUCUGAAACGAUUGAUCACUUCAAUUCGAUCGGUGAACGAUUUGUUUCUCAACACUUUUUCGAUGAGAAAUAUGAUAAAAUUGCAGAGGUUAUGCCAUUUUCAACAUCUACGAAGGGAAAACCGUCGGGAUCAUCAGUAUUUCCAUUACUCAAUCCAUCUCCCAAUGCGAAAAACAGACCACAGUCAUUUGCUCAGAAAUUGAGAUCGACCGGCAAAUCAGUUAAAGGAAAAUUAGGUUACACAAACCUGAAUGAAGCGUCUCCUCUAAAAGAAAGUCCAACAACAACGGUUCAAAGUAAUUUUAAAGCAUCUUUGGAAUCGAAAACUUCCAUUAAUGGAUGUAACAAUAGUUUGUAUGGAGAUUUUGGAAUCCCAACAAAGAAAAAUUCCUACUCUCAGACUGGUUCCAUUCCGGUGCCACCGACUCCGAAUUGCUGGAAAACCAUCUACCAUUUACUGGAAUUGUAUGGAACAAUGCCGGAAACAAAGACCAUACAGAGAUUUUCAUUACCUACGGAACAGAAUGAAGUUCCCAAGCUUCCCAAGAAACCUACAGGAAAAGAUGAUGAGGAAGUUUCUGCUCCCACUCCAAUGCUUCCACAACUAAAGGAACCUGGUAAAAUGUUCAAUGAUGCUUCAAGCAAUAUCUUUCAUAAUUAUGCUGUUGGCUUUAUUUCAGAGCGGACUCGUUUGAUUGUAUUUGGUGUCGCGAAAAUUCACAAAACUCGAUUGUUGGCAACCCUCAGUGGAUUGAAAUUGGAAGCCGAGAUAACAACACUGAACAGUAGCGUGACAUGGCGGAAGAAAGCGCGACCUGUAGCUUUGGAAUGUUCACUUACUGGACAAGUGGGUCGAACAAUGAUUGUCCUUUUGGAAGGAGUGGCUCCAAGUCAACAGACUGUUGUGAAAAUUACAAUUGGUAAAAGUCAAACGUUAUACUCGAGUGUAACAAAGAGAGGCAAAGACAAAAAUAGUGGAUUGCUUUCUAUUGGACCUGUAACAAUUGAUAUCCCUCAACACCCUGUGGUGUUGCACGGUAUGAUGACCCGCAGUUCGAAACAACUUUCGUCCACUUUACAGGAAUUACGAGUUGGGCGAACAGCUGCGCGCACCUCUCGACAGAGCGAAGAGCCUGAUUCACCUGUAAAUACUCGAGAAACCCAAGAAAAUCAUCGACAACAUCCUGCUAGGCCAAAAGUAGCGCAUCCAAGUCAACAAAACGGACUACUGCAGCCAUUAGUGAUGCAAUUCAACGUCUUACUACAGAGUCUCUCAAUUAACGCCGCCUUGUUGCCAUCAUUACAAGCUCAGUACAAAAUGACACAAGUCAGUUCGACUGGAAUAACUGGUAGUAGGGCUAAAUUUAUCAUUGAUCUACCAACACAUUCUCUAAGUUUCACAACAAAAAUUUCGAAUGCGGAGGCCAACUUACCUCCAGAAGCUUCAUUGGCAUUGCCUCAAGUUCAUGUUUGUGCUGAAUACAUUCCUGAGAAUGGUCGUGAGGACGUUGGAGCGGAUGGUAUUAUUCUUCGACAAGGUGGCUAUGUUUCAGCGUCGGCAGAAAUCGGAGCGUUUGAACGAUGCCUCACAACGGACUUACUGAACCAUUUAGUAUUUGUCCAAAAGGUCUUUAUGAAGGAAAUUAAUGAGGUAUUACAAAAGGUCUAUGGUGGAGAAAAACCUGUUCCAUUGUGGAUGGAAGAUACGGAGAAUACCUCUUCAUUGAAAACCAUUUUGUUUUCAAUCGAUAUAUGUGUAAAGCGAAUACAAUUGACCGCUACAACACCAUGUUCGUCAGCAGUGAGAUUUGAGACUGGAACACUGGAUCUCCAUUUAUCCAAUCGGGUGAAGAACAUUGGAGAAGGUACCGGACGAAAAUUGUUCGGCAAAGCGCAUAUUGAAUUUAACCUUUCAUUGGGACAAAUAAUCAAGAAUGUCAUAUUUGAUGAGGCUGAACCUGAAUUCCAACAAUAUGCCUUCUUCAAUACAACUGUUCGUUUAAGAAAUGCUUUUCAAGAUGAAGUGUUGAAUGAUGAUAAGGAACUGAUUUUGCUUACACUGAAGCGUCCUUUAAUUUAUAUUCAACCUGUUGCCGUUGAUAAAGCCAUAUUAGUCUGGUUGAAUUAUAAAAAUGCGUAUGAGUAUUGGGCAGAGAAGCGAGCAAACAUCAGUCAUGAUUUCUCGUGCGGAGGCCCUCAGAUGUUUGAUAAAGUUCCAUUUGGUCAGCUUGGAAAUAUUGCAUCCUCAAACUUAUCUGCUCUGUUCCUGCAAUUGACUGUGGAAGACAUGGGUAUAUGCUUGCCUUUGAAACAAAUCGCAUGGGGCGGAGCAAGAUCAUAUCAAGAUUUUGAGCCAAAGGGAGCAGUGGUUAUAACUUUGGAAAAUACAAUAAUUUCAGCGUGCAAUUCUGGUUCAUUGGUGUCAAAAGGAAAAUUCCAAGGACUUUGCUUGAGAUUUGCUGAUGAUUUUGAAACAACUUUAGACGACUGGAAGCCUAAUAUGAGUGAUUCGGGUAUAAUGAAUCUAUGCGUUGUUUCCGAAGGCACGUAUGAAGUUUGUUCGCAUACCAUAGCUGCAAAGCGUCGAGAAAAUGCCAAAUGGUUCCUUAAUGUUAAAUGGCAAAUGGAAGGUGUUGAUAUCCAUCUAGACGUUAACAUUGGAAAACAGUUGUCAUCUCUGGGUCAUACAUUAACAAUGCUAACGGGCUUUGAAGAAGAAGAAACAAAUAACACUGAGAGUCCUAACAGUGACGAUGGUGAUCAAGUUUAUACCCAAGAUCAGAUAAAACGAAAGGAACUCGAAAAUCUUCCAUCAUUCCUUUUCGAUCCCAACAUUGAUUCAAAAGCUCGAGCAAUUAUGAUGGAGAAAGAAAUGGCGGAACAACUUAAAAUUAUAAAUGACCUGAGGACUUUAGGGGCAUCUAAUAACACUAUCACCCAUGAAGAACGACGCCUACAAGAAUUGCAAGCUCUUUGUUAUAAAUAUUUCCGAAGAGAUAUGAUACAGAAGUGGAAGAGAUCGUCAAUGCGACGGGGUAUGUUGAAAACAACGAACCGAUCGCAGUCGUUUGUAGCUACUUCUAUAUCCCGUGAUGUCCACAACGAUAUUCUAGUGAGGAAAUUGGAUUCAAUCAAUUCAACGGAUGAUGUUUCCAGUACAGCAUCAGGUCCAUCUCGAAGUGCUUCCUUGAGAGUAUGCUUACCUAAAACUCAUCGUGUCACCUUUUCAGAGGCUAUGAGGCAAACAUCGUUGCCAAACGCAGAUGUUGACAUAGGAUUAGAGGAUAAUGUUGAUGAUUGGUUACCACAUAACGGCAGUACAUCAACUAUAGUGGAUAUGGACGAUAGUCAAGUGGAAUUAAGGCGGAAGAAUACUAGUACUAAUCAAAAGCAACAGGAACCCAAUAUUGACUUCGAAUUGAAUGUGAAAGUGCUAAUCAAUUCUGGCAAAUGUGUACUGCAUACAAAAGAACUGCAUGAUGAAAAAAUCGUAUUCAGUUCAACGACAAAACAUCAUAAACGGGAACGUAGUAUUGGAAAUGAUUGGGGCAGUCCAACACCAUCCAGGAAAAAUCGAGAUAAAAGCAAGAUUCGAUAUAACGCAAAUCACACGGUUCUUGUUGACUUGACUAUUUUCCACAUACCCGGAUUGGAUGUAAAGUUGCAUUAUGAAUCCACCACAUUGGCGGAUGACAGUGGAGCAUCUACCUCUACAUUAACAUCACAAAAUUCUAAGACAAAUCUUGCGGAUAUGCCCACUUCGCUCAACAAGAAAAUGCUGAACAAGAGAGCCUCAUUGUUCACUUGGAUUAUACUUCAAAGUAUUCCCGAGGAGACAAUUAUUUCGCCACAUAUACUGGAGUUUUUGGAACAAACUUUAGAGCCAAUACCAAGGAGAAGUGAAAGCAACUUGCUGCCAUCAAAUCCGGUGAACAUUGAGUUGCUUCCUAGCAAUUACGCUACGUAUGCAUCUUUCCCGGUCGAUGUGAUUGUUUACUUCCACAUGCAGCCAUCAACUUUCCGAUUUUCAUGUUUACCGAUCUCAAGAGUGGAGUGCAUGCUUCAAUUGCCGAGUUUGGAUAUUGUUUUCAGCUCUAAAAGGUCCAAGGAUGAUGUCGAUAAUGAAUCCGAUAAUAAAUCCAAUAUCGGAGGAUUAAGCGUAACUGGCUGUCUCGCUGACUUCAAUCUUUAUAUCUUCCAUCCGUACGGUGGCAAAAAGAGUGGUAUAAAGGAAGCACAGUUCUCUCCCCUAACAGAUAGCGAACGGAAGGAUUCUUUGAGUGUUAACGUAGAGUUCGUUAAAUUCCAUUUAACACGAUGCCGCAAGCUUUACAUUGAACCUUCAAAGACAAAACGUUUGGAGAACCAAUCGAAAGCCGUGAUUCGAUUUUCAACUAUCAUCGAUAUUGGAAGUGCAUCCUUCAAAUAUGAUAUGCGGCGAUUAACUGAAAUUCUAGCUUUUCCCAAAGCAUGGUACCGGAAAACGAUUGUGAGAAGACUGUUUUUAGGGGACUUGAGUGUGAAUCAGUGCAGUCAAAAGGAAUCCGAAGUGUCCCAGCCUGCGGAAAGUGUGAAAGAUUCGACAACUCAAUACAACUCGAACGACGCGAAGAAAAGUAGUUUUUGUAAGGAAUCAAUGAAGUUGGACAUUGCGCAAGAAACGACUUUGAAGACUGAUAAGCUUAAGGAUAUGGGGAAAUCAUCGAGCACCGAUUCAAAUAUGUCUGCAACGGAGCAAAAUCAAGCAUGGGAGACUUUAGUGCUUUUCGCUGUUAACUUCACGAAAUUAAAUGUCCAAAUGAAUAUGGGGAAUUUUAUGGGUAAUGUGGUAUGGUUAACGCGAGAUUUUCAGAGUGAUGGAAAACUCAGUAUUGGAAGCACUGGGUAUAGAAAUAUGCACGUAGGAAUUCGACUGGGCGGGUCUUCUUUAGAUGCCAAAGGAGGUAUAGUGGGCGGUAUUUUUGAUUUGAACGACAUCGAUACGCAAUUCCAUGUUAAGGAGGAAUCAGGAAAAGAGCCCUGCCAUACGAUCCGUUUGAAACUGAAAGCCUUGGAACUGCGAUUGGACUAUAUGGGUACCAGCAUAUUAAUGGGGCGAAUUAGCUCAUUUUCAGCUGCAUUACGCGACGAAUGGAAAACAACGAACGAUAAAUUCAUUGCAAGCUUGAGAAAAAAUGCAAUAAUAUUUAUUCAUGGCGAUUUGAUAUGGGAUCAGCUUCAAAUUAUGAUCUCCAAGUCUACAACUGCCGAUAUUUUGAAAAUAUUCUAUAAACUGGAGGAGUUCUUCUCUCAGCAGUUUAAGUCGUCUAAACGAGUAUUUUCAAGUCUGGAAACACGAACAUCAGAACGUAAUCAAAGCUUGAAGAAGAAACAGCAGCAAAGACGAAAACAAACGACAUCAGAAGGCAUGUCCAACACGGAAUAUUGGAAUGAUGAUGCGCGACAUCACAGGCAUUGGCAGAAGCCACUCAGUCAGGCAAUGGGUCUGGUGGUUCCCACUUUGGUAACAAAGCUACCAAAUCACGGGAACAUAUUGGGAGGAACAAUUGAAUUGCAUGGAAAUAAUAUUUCACUCGCUUGUUUCCAUGGAAUCAACUUCAAGUCGAAAUCAUGGGCUCUAUUUAGUUUGCGUGAACCAUUCAUCAACUUUGCAACAGAGGCGCAAGAUGUUGGAAGUGAUAACGAGGUGCACAUAAUAGAGACGCUCGCAUUCAGCUUGGGGCAAAAUACCCAAACUCCACAAACACACUCCAUGGCGAUUGUUAGCAGAAUCAGUAGGAAUAUUGUAUUCCCACCGCAAUAUAAAACAUUGACCGAAUGGUUCCACUACGCCUUUGCUAACAGCGAAAUCGAUGCUGUGGAUAGGUUCCCUGUACUGGAAAGGGAUAAGGAGAUUGCAACGAAUUCGAUAGAGCGAGGACGAGGCUCUUCGGUGAGUGGAGCUUCUGUGAAAUCCCACAAUUUGAAUCACAACCGUGAAGUAAUAUUUGCGUUGCCAAGUCUACAGUUCCAUUUUAAAACGGAACACAAGCAAGGUGCAAGCACUCCAGAUUUAUCAGGUGAAAAGCCGGUUGUGGUUUGCAGUUUCAUAACAGAAUUUGAAGAUCACAUCUUCGUCACUGUCGAUGCAGAUGCAUUCUUCUUUUUACACGAUCUCAUCACAUCUUACGUAAAAGAGAAGGAAAAAGUGAUUGGAGCGCAGACAGCACGGGCAGUUUCCCCGAAUUCAUCAGAUGUUCAAGACACUUCAUCGAACAAAACACACUCAACCAGCAGCGCAAGUAACGAAACAACUCAAUCGAAUACUUCCAAUGAGGUACGAAGCCCUAGCUCGUCCGAAAGCCAUAAUACGAGUGGAUCGAAUGUUGAUCUUGAGAAAUUUGUUCGGGAUUGGCGACACUUUGAAUGCAAGGCAUGGCAUUUAGAACCCACCGUUCGACUCUUGUCUUGGGCUGGCAAGUCAAUUGAACCUUAUGGGAUUGAUUACAUUUUGAAUAAACUGGGAUUCAGUCACGCUCGAAUCACAAUACCAAAAUGGCUGCAACGAGGCUUUAUGGAUCCUUUAGAUAAAGUACAAGCGCUGAUGAUGCUGCAACUUUUAGCUUUGGUGAAGGAAAACAGAAAUGAAUCCCCGAAAAUCUAAAGUUUUUUGAAACAUUACAACAUAAUAUCAUAUGAAUACUACAUAUAAAUGUCAAAUGCAUCUUAUCCAAUAAAAGUUAAAUUAUUUGAAUGGUUAGAGCAAAUAAAA